AUGCCCCACUACCGCGAUCGAUAUUUCCUAGAGCUCGCGGCGGAGAGAUAUCUAGACAAAUUCUUAGAGUUGAAGAGACAACGCCCAGAUGAGUUCUGGGUGCCGACCUACGACGUCGACUGCAUUUGGCACGCGCAUCAGCUACAUCCGUGGAAAUAUGAAGAGGAGACUGCCGAGCUUUGCGGCCGUCUCCUCCCUCAUGAUGACAGUGUUAACGACCGCAGCUCGGGAUCCCAGCUAUCCGUUCGAUGGGAGCAAACGAAGCAAGCCUGGAAGGAGAUCUUUCGUGACGAAGGACCAUACCGCAGUGGCAGCAUGUACCGGGGCACCGUGACGGCGCAG
Messenger RNA from Symbiodinium necroappetens, 342 nucleotides. The record is from the annotation of a GenBank genome assembly. NCBI's taxonomy places the organism in Eukaryota, Dinophyceae, Suessiales, Symbiodiniaceae.